Messenger RNA from Cicer arietinum (chickpea), 1694 nucleotides. Its product is annotated as pathogenesis-related thaumatin-like protein 3.5. The record is from RefSeq and is a predicted model, not a curated record. Lineage: Eukaryota; Viridiplantae; Streptophyta; Magnoliopsida; Fabales; Fabaceae.
GACAUAAAAAAACCAGACAAUCAACCGACCUUCACAUUAGCGGUUUAUGGAUGCAUGUGCACUGCUCAUGUGGGCCCAUGACACGUAGCCUCUUCCUUAUGGGCUUUGGGCUUGACCCACGAAUGCACAUGGACCCACUUCAAAUUUCUAUAUAUUCACUUCCUCUUCUUACAAAAUUUCAAAUACCCUCUAAUAAAGGAAACCAGUUCAUACCUUCAUCAACAUUCGAUAUUCUUAUAAUAAUUAAUAAUUUUUUCAGUUUCAGUAUUUUCCAAUUAUGGCUUCUUCUACUCGAUCUGCGAUCACUUUAGUUACCCUUUUUUUGUUCCAAUACCUAACAGGUUCCUAUUCAACAACAUUCACAAUUCUUAACAAGUGUAGUUAUACAGUUUGGCCGGGAAUUUUAUCCGGUGCCGGAACAGCACCGUUCUCCACCACUGGUUUUGCACUCCAACCCGGCGAGUCCAAUGCUCUCGCCGUACCCACUGCAUGGUCCGGCCGUCUAUGGGGACGGACCCUCUGUUCUCAAGAUUCCACCGGAAAAUUCUCCUGUGUCACUGGCGACUGUGCUUCCUCCACCGUGGAAUGUGCCGGCGGAAACGCUCAACCGCCGGCUACGUUAGCGGAAUUUACACUUAACGGCGCUAACGGACUUGAUUUCUACGACGUUAGUCUCGUGGACGGUUUCAACCUUCCAAUGAUGAUUGAAUCGACGGGAGGGAACUGCACGGCGACGGGUUGCUCUGUGGACUUGAACGUGGGGUGUCCGACGGAGUUGAAAGUGAUGAGUAGCGAGGGAGGUGGAGAGAGCGUGGCGUGUAAAAGCGCGUGUGAAGCGUUUGGGGAUCCGCAAUAUUGCUGCAGUGGCGCUUAUGGUUCGCCAGAUACAUGUAAACCAAGUUCGUACUCGCAGUUCUUUAAGAGUGCGUGUCCACGCGCUUAUAGUUACGCUUAUGACGAUGGAACCAGCACUUUCACUUGUGCCUCUGCUGAUUAUACCGUCACUUUUUGCCCCACACCCUCCACAAGUUCAAUCAAGUCUGGGAACGAUAAAUAUCCAAUUGGGGUUGACACGUCAGCGGUACAUAUCGAUCGGACAGGGAACAACGUUAUGAUGGUUGUUAUUGCAAUUGUUUUGAUAGCGUUGUGGUAACUUCAUUAGUUUGCUCUUCUUCACCAACUUCUAAGGUCACAUAACAUUAUGGUGCUGAAUUUGUUGGACAUCUCAACUUGAAUCGUGCAAAAUGUGAAAGACAUCUCAUUAUUGGGUGUUUUUUUAGAAACUAUAUUUUCUAUUAAACAUUUUUUAAUAUAUUUUAUUUUUAUUAGUUGAAAUUUAUGUGGUUUAUAAAAUAUUAAUAGCUCCACAUAAUUUAGUAAAUUUCAACCAAUAAAAAUAAUUAUUAGAGAAUAUGUCGAUAACUUUUUUACAAAGAAAGUUGCUUCUCAACUUUUUUAUUUUUAAAUUAGCAAAAUUUAUUAGUUAUGUUUCUAGGAAUAGAAUUAGGCAGGUAGCAGAGUUACAUCAGCGAGCAAGACUCACGCAAUUCAUAUGUUGUCCUCUAUCUGAAGCGACAAAUUAUGGCAUUUUAGGACAUUUAUAAAAUAUUUAUAGGAUCAAUUUGCUCCAAUUGUAAUUAAAAACAUAAUUUUAUUAUUUUUAAUAUAAAAGGAGGAUUACAAUUUUGAUUUGC